This is a messenger RNA of Cuscuta europaea, 1198 nucleotides long. The record is from the annotation of a GenBank genome assembly. Lineage: Eukaryota; Viridiplantae; Streptophyta; Magnoliopsida; Solanales; Convolvulaceae.
AAGCAUCGACUCUCUCUGCCUCUUUCUUCGCACCGCACACACAUCCAUAUGGAGACCAGUCCCUAGGCGGCCGCUCCGCUUCUCGUCUCCGCCAGCUGCCACUGUGUCGCCUCCGUUUUCUGCCUCCGCGUCGCGUCGCGUCACCUCCGCUGGAUGCCAGGGUCGCGGUCGUGGCAAUUUCAGACAUAGAUUCAGAUGCUCCGGUGGCAAUGGCAAGCCACCGAUCAUCUCUGCAUAUCGGAUAUGUUCUGCAUCGGUGCGUCUCGGAUCUGACGAUGACAACCACCGAUCAUCUCUGCAUCUCGGAUAUGUUUCUGCAUCGGUGCACAUCAGCAUAUGUUCUCCAACCUUCUCUUUGCAUCAGAUCUGCUCGUCUCUUUCGACUGGUGUCGCCUUGUCUUCUAGAUCUGAAGCCAUUUCUCACUUCGGGUCCUCAUAUGGGAACAGACGGCUUGGAAGGGGGUAUGGACCGCUGGCGAAGGGGAUGGGGUUGGGUAGGGUGCUGGAGAGGGUUGGGCAUGUUGGGGGAGGGUGCUAAAGGGGGGGUGAGGGGGGACAUUAUGGAGGGGGCUGGGGGUCUGUGGACUGGGCUGGUGGGAAAGGGGAGGCGGUGGCUACUGCCGUGGUGGUUGUUGGGGCUGCUGGAGAUCGGGCGAGGCAGGGAGGUUGUCAUUUGGGCUGCUGCCAAUCAUUGGGCGACACUAGGGUCAUGUGUUGGCGGUGGUGGGUGGUGAUGGGCAGCGGCGGUGGCGUGACAGUGGUGUGGUGGUGUGGUAACUGACCGGAGGGGCGGUGGUUGGAAAAAAUUGUGUGUCACUACGGAGUUGUCACUACGAAGAUGUUACAGCAAAGUUGUCACUAUGGUCGGUGACAACCCCGGGGCAGUCACUGUGGGUGGGGCAAUCACUGACUCACUGUGACUAUUGGGACAGUCACUGUGACCGAAAUCACUUUGACUUGAGUCUCUUUUAUCAGAGUCACUUUGCAUUGCAGGGUUAAUUGUGAUGUUGAUCACAUUUUUUGGAAUUUUAAAAAACUCUUUUUUUUAUCCUUUAUUCCUUUUUUAGUAGUAUCUAGGCCAAAAGGUCAAUAACUUUUUUAUAAUGUUUAAACUUGUUUCAGUCCUUGCUAGAAUAUAUUGGAUCUGACGUAAAAAAUAGUAACACGUGUAAUAGAUCACUACUAGACACGGUUAGAC